AUGGCCGAUGACAAGUGCAAUGCCAUAAAUCAAUUAAAAAAUUCUGAAUGGCCAACGGUUAUUAAUUCUACGCAUUUGAAUAAAUAUCGACGUGCCAUAUCUUAUGAACCUCAUUUUCCUACCAGACGAAAACGGAUUACAUCUAGUAAUUCAAUAGUAUUUUUACCUUUUGAUGAUGACAUUCUUGAGGAAAAUGAAAACCCAUCUAAUCAACAUUCAUCAUCAGACGAUGUAGCUGCUCCACAAAAUGGUGAAGCAAGAUUAACUUUUGAAGAAGACUCGGCAAAACCAUCAACUAGGAAAAUGCAUUCAAUCAAGGCAUGGUAUCAUCGUACAAUUCCUGACUAUAUAACCUGUCAUCAUGUGUGGCUUAUAAUUCAUGCUUUAGUGACAAUUACUUUGUGUGCAGUCUAUUUUACGCAUAUAAUUCAAAUUUCAGGUAGCACCAUAGCAAUUUGUGAAUUGCUUUUUGGUGUGCUUGUACGAAAUGAAAUCUUUAUAGCUCUACUCCAUCGACUUGUAGCAUUGAUUCCAUGUUUCAAAUAUGAAUUUAAUCGAAUGUUACAUUGUAUUGGUGGUCUUCAUGUUUCAUCAGCAAUCGCUACUUGUGUCUGGUUAUUAAUUUCUCUUAUUUGUGAACGACAUGGCUUAGGUGUACGAAUAAGCGGUGGAAUUAUUUUAUUUUUUAUGAUAUUUAUUUCAAUGACAGCAAUACCAAUAGUUCGUCGUCGUUUUCAUAAUACUUUUGAACUUAUUCAUCAUUAUGUUGGUUUGGCGUGUAUAAUCAUCCUUAUUAUUCAUGUAAUCUUUAUUCAAUUAGACGAAUUUGAUUCUUUCAGUACAAAAGCUCUAUUUAAUGUCCCUGUUUUGAUUGCACUAUUUAUUGUUAUUAUUAUCCUUUUACCAUGGAUAUGUGUUCGUAAAGUGAUCGUACAAUAUGAUCAACCAUCAAAUGAUUUAACUAUUAUUACGUUUCCACGUGCACUUUAUCCAUAUGGUUCAACGACACGUAUAUCAUUAGAUGGACAUGAAUGGCAUGCAUUUGCUAUUGCUCUAACUGAUUCCUACACAGAUCAACAUUCAAUCUUAGUUGCAGCUGUUGGAGAUUGGACAACAGGUUUAGCUGCUGAUUAUCGUUCUAAUAAACUACCACAACACGUAUGGAUUCGACGAAUAAAAGGGCUUGGCUUUAUGUAUAGCAUUCAUGCUUAUCGAAAAGUAUUAAUUGUAUGUACCGGUUCUGGUAUUGCACCAGCAUUACCCUAUAUUAAAAAUCCGUUACCUACAACCCAUACACAUCUCUUAUGGAUCGCUAAAAGACAUGAACAGAAUUAUGGAGAAUAUGUUUGGAAAUUAGUUCAAAAAACACAUCCACAUUAUACUUUACAUGAUACAACAGUUAAUGGACGACCUGGUCCUCAGCUCGUUGAAAAUGUAUUUUAUAGAACAGCUUCAGAAGCUGUAUUUGUUGUAUCAAAUGAAAAAUUUACUAUUGAAGUGGUUAAUGCACUUUGGCGUAAAGAUAUUCCUUGUUUCGGUGCCUUGUUUGACUCUUAA
Messenger RNA from Rotaria sp. Silwood2, 1557 nucleotides. The record is from the annotation of a GenBank genome assembly. NCBI's taxonomy places the organism in Eukaryota, Metazoa, Rotifera, Eurotatoria, Philodinida, Philodinidae.